Mycena indigotica is the source of this 1599-nucleotide messenger RNA. RefSeq lists its product as uncharacterized. The transcript is spliced from 9 exons. The record is from RefSeq and is a predicted model, not a curated record. NCBI's taxonomy places the organism in Eukaryota, Fungi, Basidiomycota, Agaricomycetes, Agaricales, Mycenaceae. The coding region runs from base 1 to 1599 and encodes 532 amino acids.
AUGUUGACAGCGAAGGACUGCCCAGUAGAUCCCGCCAACCACCUUUGUCGAAUCUGCCAGCUCUGUCAACAGUCCGUGAGGUUCCAGGGUCUGGGCAGCCACCUGAAAGGGUGCAACAAGCGAGUUGAAGAACAACGGAAAACGGCUGCCUUUCUACGAGCUCUCCGAGCGGAACUACAAGUCAGCGCUCCCAGAGAAAUUCCAAGUCUGAAUCCCCAAGCCGAUCCUCAUGGAACAGAACAAUAUCCUCCGGACGACUCAGAACUUGCGCAAGUUGCGGACGAACCUCUACCUAUUAUCAACGAUGGCGAUACUCUGCCCAACGAUGGCGAUACUCUACCCGAAGCACCACAGCCCGAAAAAGACGAUAUCAAACGCGAAUUUCAUCCACACAGCGGCUUGCCGACCCAAUACAUCGCUCUCAAUACAUACAUCCAGCUGGAGGCAUUGGGGGCAACAAGCCGACCACCACCAGUCUCUGAACCGUGGUUACCAUUCGAUACACGACUGAAUUACGAGUUUGCCGACUUCGCGAACACAAACAUGCUUGACAAGAAGGCAGUCAAUGCUUUGAUAUCGCUCAUCAAUCGUGUUGCUGCGAGCCCAGCCCAAUUCACGGUCAAGAACUACGACGACCUGAAUAAGAGAUGGGAGCAGGCAUCUCAACUCUGUACAAGUUUCAAGGAGUAUACAGUCGAAGUGGAAUACAAAGGGCAACCAAGAACAUUUGAGAUGCACGCUCGUCCUUUGUGGGACUGGAGCCUCGACUUGGUGCAAGAUCCUCGGUUGGCUCCAUACUUCUUCUGGGAUGCAGAGCGACGAUUUCGAUUCGACGGGACAUCAUGGGUUCCGUUUUACACCGAGCCAUGGACUGGAUCAGCCUUUUGGGAUGCACAGUCUGCUUUAGACUUCAACCCCGACUACAAAAUACUACCGUUCAUCCUUUACGCCGACAAGGCCAAGCUUUCCACCUUCGGUACCCAGAAAGGAUACCCGAUCAUCGCGCGCCUUGCAAAUGUUACUGUUGGUAUCCGCAAUGGCACUGGCUGGGGAGGAGGACAAAUCGUAGGAUGGCUUCCGAUUGUCGAUGAAGAUGCAAACGAGUCGGGGAAACCAGGUUUCACAAAUUUCAAGAAUGCGUCUGGGUUCGAUGUGGGGACGGCAAGAUGCGCAAAACUAUUUCCUAUGAUCCUGAUACUUGCGGCUGACUACGAGGAAGCUGCUGUUAUGGCUUUGAUUCGGGGUGUUCGAGCCCUGUAUCCUUGCCCUAUCUGUUUGGUCAAGGCAGAAGACCUCUCUCGGCUUGAUUUAGCGGCUCCAUUGCGAUCAACAGAAGACUCUGAAGCGGUCUAUCAUAAGGCUGCUUCUUGCAAGACUGUCGAGCAGCGGGAGGACGAAUUGAAAGCUGUCGGUCUUCGUAAUGUUGAGGUAGUGUCUGCUAUCCUUUCCGUUCUGUCCUCUCUUGAGCUCAAUUGCAGAAUGUUUUCUGGAAAGUUGGACUGUCCGACCCUUAUCACGCACUCUCUUUCGACCGGCUUCAUUCACAUCAUAGUGGUCUGUGGGGCGACCAUCUCUUCGGCCAACUCAAACAACAUCUGA